Molecule: messenger RNA, 912 nt
Organism: Phaeoacremonium minimum UCRPA7
Lineage: Eukaryota; Fungi; Ascomycota; Sordariomycetes; Togniniales; Togniniaceae
Product: putative d-glycerate 3-kinase protein
Exons: 1
Coding region: 1-912 (303 amino acids)
Biological process (GO): SRP-dependent cotranslational protein targeting to membrane
Cellular component (GO): cytoplasm
Molecular function (GO): GTP binding
Source: RefSeq, a predicted model, not a curated record
AUGGCUAGCACGCCCGACGUGCCGUUGCAGUCGCGCAUCAUCGACGACAAAUCGCCGAUUUGUAUACCAUUCAUACUCGAGCGGCUGGCCGCGCACCGCGCCGACCCCAGCCGCGCCGAGCGGCCCUUCUUCAUCGGCCUCAACGGCGUGCAGGGCGUCGGCAAGACGACGCUCGUCAAGGCCCUCGCCGAGACCCUGCAGGACCGCGAGCAGCUGCAGACGCUCGUCGUCAGCAUCGACGACUUCUACCUGCGCCACGCCGACCAGCUCGCCCUCGCCGCCGCGCACCCGGACAACGCCCUCGUGCAGUACCGCGGCGAGCCCGGCACCCACGACGUCGCGCUCCUAAAGACCUUCUUCGCCGCCCUCGCGGCCCAGCAGCCCGCCCACGUCCCCCAGUACGACAAGUCGCAGUUCUCCGGCCUGGGCGACCGCGUCCCCGAGUCACAGUGGACGCCCAUCAAUGGGCCGGGCCAGAAGCCCGUGCAGGUGGUCAUCUUUGAGGGCUGGUGCGUGGGCUUCCGGGCGACGUCUGAGGCGGCCAUCGAGGCCAAGUGGCGGGCGCCGAGCCGGACGCUGCACGGUCACAAGCUGGAGCACCUGUACUUUGUGAACGAGCAGCUGAAGGGCUAUGAUGUCGUCACGGAUCUACUAGAUGCGUUUAUAUAUCUUGACGCCGAGGAGACCGAGUAUGUUUACGACUGGCGCUUGCAACAGGAGGCAAUGUUGCGGCGAGAGAAGGGCACGGGCAUGACAGAUGAGCAGGUCAUCAAAUUCGUGGACGCAUAUUACCCUGCCUAUGAGUUGUUCUCCGAGGGUGUCAGGAAAGGCAUCUUCUCCGACCGACCAGGCAGUCAAUUACAUUUGAUAGUGGCUAAGGACAGAAGUGUGCAGCAGAAGAUCGUAAUAUGA